GCAACGAGGAGGCGUAUAAAAUAGACACUUUUAAGGAAUUUCACAGACAUUUAGUGGGUUGCACGGCGUGGAAGCUGGCCGAGAGAUUCUUUCGUACGUUUUUUGUCAAUCUCAACAGAAGAAAAUGCAGAGCUGCGCGAAAUCCUGGCGUGUUGUCAUCAGCAGGUCGAUGAAGGCUUGCGCGCCGUAUAGGAAUAUCAGCAAUAAAGGGGAUGUUUUUAAGAAACUUAAACGUUCAGCUGCAAAUGUCCGCUGUAUGGGCACCUCACAAGUUUUGUGGUCUAGAAAAAUUGAACGAAUUUUGCCGAGACACGAUGAUUUCUCGGAAAGACACAUUGGACCGGGUGACAAAGAAAAAAGAGAGAUGCUCACUACUCUUGGACUUGAGUCAGUCGCUCAGCUUAUAGAAAACACAAUUCCCGCAUCCAUCCGCCUGGGAAGAAGUUUGAAAAUGGACGAUCCUGUGUGUGAGAACGAAAUUCUUGAUUCGCUUCAAAAGAUUGCGUCGAGGAACAAGAUGUGGAGGUCCUAUAUUGGAAUGGGUUAUUAUAACUGCUCCGUCCCACCAGUCAUACAAAGAAACCUGCUAGAGAAUUCGGGAUGGGUGACUCAGUACACCCCCUACCAGCCUGAGGUCGCACAGGGGCGUCUGGAGAGCUUGCUCAAUUAUCAGACCAUGGUCUGUGACAUCACAGGAAUGGCAGUAGCCAAUGCGUCGUUGCUGGAUGAAGGUACUGCCGCUGCAGAGGCCAUGCAGCUCUGCAACAGGCAAAACAAAAGAAGAAUAUUUUACAUUGACCCACGCUGCCAUCCACAGACGAUUGCAGUUGUGCAAACCAGAGCCAAUUACAUUGGUGUGAAGACUGUUCUCAAGCUUCCUCAUGAGAUUGACUUCAGUGGGAAGGAUGUUAGCGGUGUGCUCUUCCAGUAUCCAGACACUGAGGGCAGAGUAGAAGAUUUCACUGCACUUGUUGAUCGGGCUCACAAGGGUGGUGCACUGGCUUGCUGUGCUACAGACCUGCUGGCACUCUGUGUGUUGCGUCCUCCGGGUGAGUUUGGAGUUGACAUCGCCCUGGGCAGCUCUCAGCGCUUUGGAGUGCCUCUUUGCUAUGGUGGGCCUCAUGCUGCAUUCUUUGCAGUCAAAGAAAAUCUGGUCAGGAUGAUGCCAGGAAGGAUGGUUGGAGUGACCAGAGAUGCAGCUGGUAAAGAGGUUUAUCGUCUGGCUCUUCAGACCAGAGAACAGCAUAUCCGCAGGGACAAAGCCACCAGCAACAUCUGCACGGCCCAGGCUCUUCUUGCAAACAUGGCUGCUAUGUAUGCGUUGUAUCAUGGUCCUCAAGGAUUGAAGCACAUUGCAGAGAGAACACACAAUGCAACGUUGAUUCUCGCUGAGGGGCUGAAAAGAGCCGGGCACAAACUCCAACAUGAGAACUUCUUUGACACCCUGAAGAUAAACUGUGGUGUGGCCGGCAAGGAUAUCUUGGAAAAAGCUUCACGGCGGGAAAUCAAUCUACGGGUGUACAGUGAUGGACUGCUCGGAGUGUCUCUGGAUGAAACGGUCACUGAGAGAGACUUGGACGAUCUGCUCUGGAUCUUCGGCUGUGAAUCCUCAGCUGAGCUUAUUGCUGAGAAAAUGAGUGAGCGAACAAAAGGAUUACUGGCAAGCCCUUUCAAGAGAACCAGCAAGUUUCUUACCCAUCCAGUGUUUAACAGUUAUCACUCAGAGACCAAUAUUGUACGUUACAUGAAGCGCCUGGAAAAUAAGGACAUUUCCCUUGUACACAGUAUGAUUCCUUUGGGUUCGUGCACAAUGAAGCUGAACAGCUCCUCAGAGCUCAUGCCAAUCACCUGGAGAGAAUUUGCAAACAUCCAUCCUUUCGUGCCACUGGAUCAGGCUGAAGGUUAUCAGCAGCUCUUCAGACAGCUAGAGAGAGACCUUUGUGAGAUUACAGGAUACGAUAAGAUCUCCUUUCAACCAAAUAGUGGUGCGCAGGGGGAAUAUGCAGGCUUGGCUGCAAUCAAAGCCUAUCUAAAUUCCAAAGGAGAAUCUCACAGAACAGUUUGUCUGAUUCCCAAAUCGGCUCAUGGAACAAACCCUGCCAGUGCUCAGAUGGCAGGCAUGAAGGUUCAGGUGGUGGAAGUGGAUAAAGAUGGCAACAUCGACGUGUCUCACCUUAAAGCCAUGGUGGACAAACAUAAGACCAACUUGGCUGCCAUUAUGAUCACAUACCCCUCAACUAACGGUGUGUUUGAGGAGAAUGUGAGCGAAGUGUGUGAGCUCAUCCAUCAGAACGGUGGACAGGUGUACCUGGAUGGGGCCAACAUGAACGCACAGGUUGGAUUAUGUCGACCAGGAGACUAUGGCUCAGAUGUUUCUCACUUGAAUCUCCAUAAAACCUUCUGCAUUCCUCACGGUGGCGGCGGCCCUGGGAUGGGACCAAUAGGAGUGAAACAGCAUCUUGCCCCCUUCCUGCCCAGUCAUCCAGUGGUAAACAUGCAGUCCAGUAAUACAGGAAGUUCUCUGGGCACCAUCAGCGCUGCUCCCUGGGGCUCCAGCGCUAUCCUCCCCAUCUCAUGGGCUUACAUUAAGAUGAUGGGUUCAAAGGGUCUUGCUCACGCUACGGAAGUGGCCAUCCUUAAUGCCAAUUACAUGGCUAAACGACUGGAAAACCACUACAAAAUUCUUUUCAGGGGCUCUAAAGGAUUCGUGGCUCAUGAAUUUAUUUUGGAUGUGCGACCUUUCAAAAAGAGUGCAAACAUUGAGGCAGUCGAUGUAGCAAAAAGACUGCAAGAUUACGGUUUUCAUGCACCAACCAUGUCGUGGCCUGUGGCUGGAACUCUGAUGAUCGAACCCACAGAGUCUGAGGACAAGGCUGAGCUCGACCGCUUCUGUGACUCACUGUUGGCCAUCCGACAGGAAAUCGCAGACAUCGAAGAGGGCCGGAUGGACUCAAGGGUUAAUCCUCUCAAGAUGGCUCCUCACUCACUGGCCAGUAUUACCUCUACCACAUGGGACAGGCCUUACUCCAGAGAGUAUGCUGCGUUCCCCAUGCCUUUCGUGAGACCUGAGACCAAGUUCUGGCCAACAAUUUCAAGGAUUGAUGACAUCUAUGGAGACCAACAUCUUGUCUGCACCUGUCCACCCAUGGACGUCUACGAGUCUCCAUAUGAGGAAAGGGCUUCUUCGUGACCUCAUUACUCAAUGAAAUGCUAUGUCAUCCAAAUGAAACAUUCCCAUCAAAUAUGAUCAUUUAUGCUUCCCUGUAAUUACGGUCUCUUCGGUACGUUCAUGGUGCCUCAGAUUUCCUCUUGCAUACAAUGCACAAAUAGCUGGCUUGUCCUCCGUUACUCUACUAAAAAAUCCAAAUCUGAUUGAGAUACUGUAAUCGACCUGUAUAGGGGUUCACUUUUGUUGUUUUUAUAUUUUUAUUCACUGUAUAAAAAUAUUUGGGUGUUUUUGGUCUGUUUGUAGGCUUAACUUACUGCCAAUGUUAACAUUAAUUUUAUAGAUGUAAUGCAAUGUAAGUUUUCUAAUUAUUUAAGAAAUAGAGCCUGUUUGUAGCAAUUUAAUAAAUAUUUUAAAAGGAA
Messenger RNA from Labeo rohita (rohu), 3588 nucleotides. RefSeq names its product glycine dehydrogenase (decarboxylating) (gene gldc). Gene Ontology annotation, molecular function: pyridoxal phosphate binding; glycine binding; glycine dehydrogenase (decarboxylating) activity. The transcript is spliced from 25 exons. The record is from RefSeq and is a predicted model, not a curated record. Gene Ontology annotation, cellular component: glycine cleavage complex; mitochondrion. NCBI's taxonomy places the organism in Eukaryota, Metazoa, Chordata, Actinopteri, Cypriniformes, Cyprinidae. Bases 125 to 3190 code for a protein of 1021 amino acids. Gene Ontology annotation, biological process: glycine decarboxylation via glycine cleavage system.